Entamoeba invadens IP1 is the source of this 978-nucleotide messenger RNA. RefSeq lists its product as hypothetical. Lineage: Eukaryota; Evosea; Mastigamoebida; Endamoebidae. The record is from RefSeq and is a predicted model, not a curated record. The coding region runs from base 1 to 978 and encodes 325 amino acids. The transcript has a single exon.
AUGGCGACAAGGGAAGAGUUAAAGAAAGUCGUUGCGAAGGGGAUUGUCAAGAGAAGCGAGUUGGUCAAAACACCGUCACUUUUGUUGUGCGAUGAGUUACUUGAAAUUGCCAUGGAAGUGAAAAGAAUAGGUCUGUCGCUCACGCAUCGCCACGGCAUCUUGUUGGGUGAAGAACUGUCGAUACGAGUGGCGUAUGAAAGGAUGGCUUUAGAAGAGAAUGACGUGGAUGAAACUCGGGUGAGUGAAUUAGAAAGAAGAUUAAGUACUGCGGUUAAAGAAGCCGAGUUUUUAGGAGACAUCGACUUACUCUUGAGACUUUACCAAACACAAUUUGACUUUUACUCGCAAUGCAAUGAUUUGAUGAAUAUGAUUGAGACGAUGUAUAAAGCAAAUUCGGUCUAUCGCGAUUCUACAAAGACGGUGAAAUUGGUCGAGCUCUUCUUCAAGUACAUAAGAAUACUUAACUCAAUUAGACCAAAAGAAGACCAAGAGAAGAUGAUUGGAGACAAAAUGACCGACGCGAAUUGUCGAUGUAUGAUCGAAUUACAAUCAUUGAGACAAAACAACGACUUCAAUUAUCAAGAAUUUGUCAAUAAGAAUUUCAACAUGAUGUAUCAGGUGUUCACCUACAUUGCUGUGAUGUUCACCGACCACUUGAUUUACGACUUGGAUUCAGAAGAACAAAAAAUUGGAAAAACGGCAUUUGAAUUAGCCUUGGAAGUCGCAACAAUGGUCAACGAGGCUGACCUUAUUUGUGCGUGUUGGGGCCACCGAGUCAACGCGUACUUUGGAAGGUCGAGCGAGAAAGAAAAAGAGGAGAUGAUUAAGCACUUGAAAUUCCUCAAAGAGAAGUAUAAGCCCAAAGAUACUACCAUCGACGAAACGCUUCAAGCCAUCGAUACGGGCAAGCACAUCCGAUUGAAAAACUCUGAUAUUGGUGUUGAAGAGGAUUUAGACCACGAGUCUACCAUUAAGUGA